AUGCCUUCUCCAUUAAAAUUCGAUUCUUUCUUCCAUAAAAGACUCUGAAAGAUACUAAACCACAAGUGCACGUACGUACUGAUGCUCCUUGUUCUUCUCUUCUUCACAUUCUUUCUCAACAUUCUUAGUAGCAGUCUGUUGAGGCUUGAGCAGUAUACUGGUUUCAUUUGUUGACCUUCAUCAGUUCUUGAAGUGUAUGGAACGCAAGCUUCAUGCUGGUAUGAGUAAUUAAUGAUUAAUGUUUUAACAAAUAGAAUAACUGAAAUCCUAUUGUCAAUGGAUAAGAAAGAAACAAGUGCUAUUAGUUUGAGGGCUUGGGUGGACAAGGAGAAGAACAAAAUUGUUUUUGUUGAAUCAGAUGAGGACUUUAUUGAUGUUCUCUUCAGUUUCUUGACAAUGCCAAUGGGUACAAUCAUCAGGCUCAUCCGUAAGCAGCCACCUAGCGUGGGGUUAGGUUGCCUUAAAAAUUUGUAUGGAAGUGUUGAGAAUCUUGGUGUGCAGCAAUUUCAAACUGCAGUAUGCAAGAACAUGUUGCUGUACCCCAGAAAUGGAUCUGCAGCUCAAUGCGAGAAACUGAAAUUGAAGAUUGAUGAUGGUCAAACCCUGAAGUACUUUCUUUGCUGUAACAAAUUAUGCACCCUUUCUGGCUACAAGUUAUUGAGUCCUUACAGCGAUGCCAUUUGUGAUUGCCAAGAGCACAUAAAUCGCGAGGUUCAUCUGUUGGAGACUGAAGUAGCUGAGCUAUUGCCAUCAUGUACCCUAUACGAUUACGAUUAUAAUGGGGUGUUUGUCAGAGAGCAAACGAGAUUUAUAAUAAGUGAUGAAUUGCAAGUAUUGCCCUCGUGUACUGAAUCUCGCCUUUCUUUACUUUCCAAGCUAGUUGGCUCAGACUGGAGCACCAUUGAGGAACGUAAUUUCGACAUAGGUGUAGAUGAGGUUUUGACUUUGCUCAAGUUCGCUCUAUCAGAGACACCUUUGACAGAAACUCUGUUGAAGAAUAGUCUAGCAAAUGAAUUGGGCAAAGAAGAUUUUCAUCAGGGCGGCUAUGUCAAAUCUAGAAUGGAAGAACCAGCAUCAAAUGUGAAUAAGAAAAUUCAUGUCAAGCUUAUAACUAGCAAAUCCUGGAAGAUGGUUUGCUAUGCAGAAGCAGGGGAAGAUUUUGUUGAUUUAUUAUUCAGUUUCCUCACUGUUCCACUUGGGCAUGUGGUAAAGGAAAUGCACAGCAGCAUUUCCAAAGGAUGUAUAAAUCACCUAUACAAUAGUGUUCACGAACUAGAUGCUGAGAAAUACCUAAAAUCAAAUGAGCACAAGGCAAUGCUAGUCAAUCCAAAACUUGCCCCUGGGUUUAGCUAUGAGAACAAUCCACUUGGCAUUGAGGAAGAUAUACACCCGCCAUAUUACUACGCGCAGAAGAAAAAUGAAUUUGGAGAUUGGCAUGAUAUAUUGUCUUAUGAUAAAGCUCGUCUUUCUUCUUGGAUACAAUGUUAUUCACAAGGGAGUACAAUUUCAACAUUAACUGUCAAGGAAACUACAAGAAGAGGAUUUGCAAAGGGACCGGCAAUGUUCACCAUAACAGACAAGUUGAUCAUAACACCUAUAUCCUCAAUCUCAUGUCUGUCUCUUCUGAGCAAAUUGGAUAAACCUGUUGCUGACAUUGAGGAGCGUGUUGUGCAUGUGGGCUGUGAGGAGGCCUUGCGUCUUAUGGUGGCUUCUUUUGUGUCUGAAUCAGUUCUAACUGAUGCCUUUCUUAGAGAUCCAAAUCCAGAACAUUGAGGACAUCUUGGUUCACCUACUAUGAAAGAAUAUGUUAUCUUAUUAGGUGUUUCAGAAUGGGAUUUUGUAAUUGAAACCCUGGUAUUGUUCUUUCAGUGGGAUUGCAUUAUCAUAUAUAUACAUGUACAUAAAUUAAAGCAUUGUAUUAGGGUUUGCUUAUUAGUUUUUCUGAUAUUUAACAAGUAAUACCAUUAGAAGCAAAACACAUGAACUAGGCCAUUCAUAUAGUAUCAGAGUGAUUACAAUUGCUAUUCAAUAACACUACGGACACCGAAAUA
Molecule: messenger RNA, 2051 nt
Organism: Pistacia vera
Lineage: Eukaryota; Viridiplantae; Streptophyta; Magnoliopsida; Sapindales; Anacardiaceae
Exons: 4
Coding region: 232-1773 (513 amino acids)
Source: RefSeq, a predicted model, not a curated record